AUGCUUUCUAUUAAUGAAACAGACAAGAAAUUGUUUGAAAAUGAAAAGCUGGGCAGGGCUGCCUCCUCCUCUCUCCUCCCCGCCCUCCGGCCGCAGCACUGCCCCAGGCCCCGAAGGGCCCGUCCGCAGCCCCGAGGGCGGCGGCCACCCCAGCCCCGAGCCCCCGAGCCCCCGAGCCCCCGAUCCCGCUGCCGGAGCCGCCCCCGCCAUGGCGCCGCUACCUCCGGUACCUCCGUUACCGCCGGCCCCGCCCGCGCUGCGUCACGCCCGGGCCGCGCGGGAAAGGCCCUGGGGCCACUCCGCGCCCGGCUUCCAGCAACGGAUAAGCGCUCCGAGGGGACGAAGCCCGCCGCCCCCACGGAGGGAGGAAAGCGGCGCCAGGGCUUGGCCGAUAAAGACACAAUGAAAGGAAAAAAGACACGAUCCCUUUCUGAAGAUUCAGUUGUGGCUCCAGUGGAAGAACAGACAAAGACAAAGACAAAAUGCAUUAACACAUACAGACUGGAGUCACGUAAUAAAUUUCGGGAUUGUUUAGUAAGAGACAAAGCUCAACAAAUACUAACGAGUAAACUUCAACAAGCCAACUAUGAUGGAGUUUCUAGUCCCAUGUUGUGUGCUUCAAUCUCAGAAGAAAUAUUAAAGGCUGUGAAGGAAUUUGGCUUUGACCGUUAUAAAUAUGUGGUAUCAGUGCUAAUUGUGGAAAAGGCAGAUCAGGCAAUGAUUGUUGCUAGCAGAUGCCUCUGGGAUGUUCAAAGAGACAAUUGGGUUUCAGCUAAAUGUGAAACUGAAACAUUUAUUGCGCUGGCUUUGGUAAUGGCUUGUUAUUACGACUAAUACUUUGAAAGCCACAGAUGGAUUCGUGCAUCACAGUACAUGGUACAUUUGAAAAUUUUCAGAGCAUCAUUAUUUUAGUAUUCAUUUUUAUCCUGUUGCUGUUGGCACAUUGAAACUGACAUACAGUUGAGAUAAUGUUCUUUUUUUCUCUGUUAAGAAAAAAACCAACCCCCCCCAAAAAAAACUUUGGAACAUAUGUACAUGAGUACAUAUGGGUUUCAUCUGUUUAAUGCUCUCUGUGGAAGUGAAAGCAGCUGGUGUUAAGGCCAAACAUUGGAAAAUUUUGAAUGUUGCUUAUCUGUUGUGUGCCUAGGACUGUUAACGAAUGUUUAUAUGAAAUUGCAGGUAUCAGUUUUCUUAAAAGCAUGUUUUUUGUAAAA
This is a messenger RNA of Chiroxiphia lanceolata (lance-tailed manakin), 1214 nucleotides long. It is a transcript of the gene DYNLT2, whose product is annotated as t-complex-associated-testis-expressed 3. Bases 1 to 834 code for a protein of 277 amino acids. Gene Ontology annotation, cellular component: cytoplasmic dynein complex; cytoplasm. NCBI's taxonomy places the organism in Eukaryota, Metazoa, Chordata, Aves, Passeriformes, Pipridae. Gene Ontology annotation, molecular function: dynein intermediate chain binding. Gene Ontology annotation, biological process: microtubule-based movement. The transcript is spliced from 5 exons. The record is from RefSeq and is a predicted model, not a curated record.